AUGCUUCGCCACGCGCUGCUCAAGACCGCGGCCGCUCGCCGCAUGGCGCCGGCCCGCUCCAUGAGCUUCUUCUCCAAGUUCACGGAGCAGGUCAAGGAAGAGCUCGCCAAGCUCGAGAAGAACGAAGCGGUGCAGGAGGUCGUCAAGGAGACGGCGGACAAGUCCAAGGAAGCCCGCGACGAGUUUGAGAAGCGCGCCAAGGAGAAGCGCGAGGCCUUUGAAGCCGCGAUGCGCGAGGUGCGCGAUCAGGCGGCCGCCGAGGCCGGCAAGAGCGAGUACGUCAAGGAGGCCAAGUCCAAGUUUUCGACCCGCUCAACUCGGCGACGAGACGCUCGUCGAAACCUUCUUCGAGGUCUUUGGCGCCGGCAAAAGAAGUCGGUCGAAGAGACGCUCACGUCAUCGCUCUCGGAGAAGAAGGUCGCCAAGCCCGUGACCGACGACGACGAGGAAGAGGCCGCGCCGUACACGGGGCCGACGGCCAUGGUGCUCGUCAAGGGCGAGCAGACCGCGUGGGACCGCAUCGGCGCGCGCCUCAAGGAAACGCCGAUCAUCCAGGGCCUUCUCGAGGCGGCGCGGCUCGCGGCCAAGACCAAGGCCGGCCAAACCGUCGGGUCGGGGGCCAAGGUCGCCAAGGACAAGAUUGGUGACGCCACCGAAGACGUGCGUGAGUACUGGGAGACGAGUCAGAACCCGUGGGUCUACCGGCUCUCGUCGAUCUACGACGGCCUCUUUGGCGAGACAGCCGAAAGUAUUGCGAUCCGCGAGAUCCGCCGCGCCGACCCGUCGUUCAACGUCGAGGAAUGGAAGGACAACGUGGCCGAGUCGGUGGUGCCGUUCGUGCUCGAUGCGUUCCUCAAGGGCAACAGCCGCGACCUGAAAAAGUGGAUGGGCGAAGCUGCGUACAGCACCGUCAACAUGGCGAUCCGCGAGCGCAAGACGGACGGCUUGGUCGUCGACCCGAACGUGCUCGCGAUUCGUGACGUCACGGUGAUCGCGCUCUCGGCCGAGGACAAGCAGGCGCCGGUCAUUGGUCUGCAGCUCAUGGCGCAGCAGAUCCACUGCAUUCGGAACCGCGAAGGCGAGAUCAUCGAAGGCGCCGAAGACGAGAUCAAGGCCAACUUUUACGUGUUUGCCUUCCGACGCGAGUACGACGAAGACGAGAUGGCGCUGCGGUGGAAGAUUGUCGAGUUCGGUGUCAUUGGCUCCGUCCCGUACAUUUAG
Messenger RNA from Saprolegnia parasitica CBS 223.65, 1221 nucleotides. RefSeq lists its product as hypothetical. Gene Ontology annotation, molecular function: protein-folding chaperone binding. Lineage: Eukaryota; Oomycota; Saprolegniomycetes; Saprolegniales; Saprolegniaceae. The transcript is spliced from 6 exons. Gene Ontology annotation, biological process: protein import into mitochondrial matrix. The record is from RefSeq and is a predicted model, not a curated record. The coding region runs from base 1 to 1221 and encodes 406 amino acids. Gene Ontology annotation, cellular component: mitochondrial inner membrane.